This is a messenger RNA of Stylophora pistillata, 3615 nucleotides long. RefSeq names its product dynamin-1. The record is from RefSeq and is a predicted model, not a curated record. Gene Ontology annotation, cellular component: cytoplasm; microtubule; plasma membrane. Gene Ontology annotation, molecular function: GTP binding; GTPase activity; microtubule binding. NCBI's taxonomy places the organism in Eukaryota, Metazoa, Cnidaria, Anthozoa, Scleractinia, Pocilloporidae. Gene Ontology annotation, biological process: synaptic vesicle budding from presynaptic endocytic zone membrane; receptor internalization.
UGGGCGAGAGGACGAGAGAGAUUUAAGUGUCAUUCGAGUGUUGUAAAUUGUACAGAUUGUUUUCAAUAUUCGUUUCGAAGAUGGGGAAUAGAGGUAUGGAAGACCUUAUUCCCGUUAUGAACAAAAUUCAAGAUGCGUUCGCUCACAUUGGGCAGCCUUCGAACGUAGAUUUACCGCAGAUCGCCGUGGUCGGAAGUCAAAGUGCUGGCAAGAGUAGUGUGCUAGAAAACUUUGUGGGCAGGGACUUUCUCCCAAGAGGAUCUGGAAUUGUCACCAGAAGGCCGCUAAUACUACAACUCCAUCCUGCCAAGACAGAGUGGGCAGAAUUCCUUCAUUGCAAGGGAAAGAAAUUUGUGGAUUUCGAAGAAGUGAGAAAAGAGAUUGUUGCAGAGACUGACAGGGAAACUGGUAGCAACAAAGGAAUCUCGUCAAUACCAAUUAACCUACGAGUGUAUUCUCCUCAUGUAUUGAAUUUGACGCUAGUAGAUCUUCCUGGCAUGACAAAAGUACCUGUGGGUGAUCAGCCUCCAGAUAUCGAAAUGCAGAUUAGAAGUAUGUUGUUUCAGUUCAUCACCAAACCAAACUGCUUGGUGUUAGCAGUAUCCCCUGCAAACUCAGAUCUGGCCAACUCUGAUGCAUUAAAGAUUGCAAAAGAGGUUGAUCCCGAAGGAGUACGAACAAUUGGAGUGAUAACUAAGUUAGAUCUUAUGGAUGAAGGAACAGAUGCCAGAGAAAUUCUUGAGAACAGAGUCCUUCCCUUAAGGAGAGGUUAUGUUGGUGUGGUAAACAGAAGCCAAGCUGACAUAGAUGGUAGAAAAGACAUCAAAUCAGCCCUCGCAUCUGAGCGAAAAUUUUUCCUCAGUCAUGGAUCCUACAGGCAUAUUGCAGACAAAAUGGGAACAGGUUAUUUACAAAAAGUUCUAAACCAGCAAUUAACCAAUCACAUCAGAGAAACUUUACCAGCCCUUCGAAGCAUGCUUGAAGAGAACAUAAUGACACUUGAAAAAGAAGUCAAAGGCUUUGAACAUUAUAAUCCAGAUGACCCAUCCAUGAAGACGAAAGCCCUUAUGCAGAUGAUUCAGCAAUUCAAUGCAGAUUUUGAGAAAGCCAUUGAAGGAUCUGGUGAUACAAUUAAUACCAAAGAACUCUCAGGUGGAGCGAAAAUCAACAGGAUAUUUCAUGAGAGAUUCCCCUAUGAGUUGGUUAAGGUGGAAUUUGAUGAGAAACAGCUCAGAAAGGAAAUUGUGUUUGCCAUCAAGAACAUCCAUGGUAUCAGGGUUGGCCUUUUCACUCCUGAUAUGGCGUUUGAAGCAAUAGUAAAGCGGCAGAUUGAGAAACUGAGGAGUCCAGCUGUAAAGUGUGUCGACAUGGUUAUGUCUGAAUUAAUCAACGUCAUCAAGAAAUGUACAGAUCCGAUGGACAAGUACCCUCGACUGAGGAACCAGGUAGAGAAAAUUGUUGUAGAACAUGGAAGAAAGGGAGAAGCCAAAUCUAAGGACCAGGUAAAAACAUUUAUUGACAUGGAGCUUGCCUAUAUUAACACAAACCAUCCUGAUUUUAUUGGUUAUGCAGAAGCCUCAAAUAAAUCCAAUCCUGGUGACAAAAAAUCGAAAAGAACAAUCUCCAAUCAGGUGAUUAGGAAAGGUUGGCUCGCGAUUAGCAAUGCUGGAUUUAUGAAGGGUAUGAGCAAGGAGUACUGGUUCAUACUUACAGCUGAAACGCUUUCAUGGUACAAGGACGAGGAGGAAAAGGAACAGAAAUAUCAAUUGAGAUUGGAUAAUGUGCGCCAGCGUGAUGCUGAGGCGGGAUUCAUUUCCCGAAAAGCUGCCUUUGCUAUCUUCAAUCCAGAUCAAAAAAAUUUAUUUAAGGACUACAAAUCGUUGGAGCUUGCAGGGGAAAACCAGGACAUUAUAGACAGCUGGAAAGCCUCGCUUCUUCGAGCGGGAGUGUAUCCUGAGAGAGAUACAUCAGAGGAUAAGAGCAUGCAAGGUGAGAUUGGCACCUUGGAUCCUCAGAUGGAACGUCGAGUGGAAACCAUAAGAAACUUGGCAGAUUCUUACAUCAAGAUCGUCAGCAAAACAGUUCGGGACCUUGUUCCUAAAACUGUUAUGUUCUUCAUUGUAAAUAAUGUGAAGGAAUUCAUCGGUCAGGAGCUGUUGGCCCACUUAUACUCGAGUGGGAACCAGAAUGACUUGAUGGAAGAAAGCCAAGCUGAAGUCGCUCGUCGGGAGGAGAAGCUGCGCAUGUUCCACAGUUUGAAGGAAGCCCUACGGAUUAUCAGCGAUAUAGACGCGAAUACAGUAAGCACAUCGCUGCCACCUCCUAUUGACACCGGGGACCACGACUUACUUGAUUCUUACAAGCCUCCCAGAAACACUAAACAACCUCCCGUACCUAGGGCGCCUUGGGGUCAUCCGAGUCCUACCCCCCCGUCUCGACCGUCCCGACCCGUUCCGGGCGUACCAUCCCGACCAGACAAUGUUCCUUCUGUACCUAGGAGACCCACUGCGCCAGGCAAACCAGACCCUCCUCCACCAGUACCUGGUCGGCCCCCUGUGCCAUCAAGACCUUGAAUAUCACGCCACUGCGUUGGUGUAGAAUCCACUUGUCACACCGAACGUUUUUCGAUUACUAUACGUGUAAAUGUACCUAAAGCUAGGAAUUACCAAAAUUUCUUUAAUUAGCGAUGUGACUUGCGACCGAAUUUCUUCGCUAACAAAUUAAUUGAAAAUAAUUGCAAUAAGAAAAGUUCAUCUUUCACAGAACUGGUUAGAACCACUAAGAUUGUUUCCCAUCACCAAUAGCGACGCGGUGUUGGGUAAAAUCGUUCCAUUUACAAGUAUUCCGAACGGUAUCCUGUACUAUGAUCAUAACGACUGAUCCAUUUGUUAAACUUAGUUUGAUUUAGAGAGCAUGAGAGCUAAAUAGUUAGGUUUUUCUACUAUUUUUAUUGAUGAUUAACCCCUGGAAGGUUUUCUCAAUUGAAGGGUAACCACCUUUGGAUCGAAACCCGAUAACAAAAAUUUCUUUGGCUGAGCAGCUUAAAACGAACCAAGUUACGGAAAUCAUAAAAUAAGUCUUGUCUAGAACGCGCGGUAUGACUGAUGUGACUUGCCUAUUGACCUUCUUACGAUGGCUUUAGUUAGGCGUUAGAAAUGAGUCAAAUUUCAAAUUUACCGAUUUGGUACAUAUAUGUUAGAACACACAUUUAGAAGUGAUGGUUCUCAAAUUAACGUAAUCAAAAAUUUAAUCGAAAACCAUACUUGUAGAUGUAAACGUUUGAAAGUUUCCCAAAGUUUAUAUGCUUUUCAGUUCCUAAGCGUCUGGCAAUGUUUGCUCCUCGAUCGAGCUUCGUUAUUCGCGAUUGGUUUGUUUUCAAAACGCCUAAUUGAAAAGCGCUGUAAAGGCUUACUCGAUGUUCUUAACAAACGCGUAGCUGGUACAGUAGCUAACAAAUUCAGUUACCAACAGGAUGCACCUGAAGACUUGCAUGUUAAGAUUUACUCGUGUAAAGAUUUGUCGAAAUUGUUCAUGAAGCAUUUUUGUUAGAGUGCAUAUAAAACUACUCAAUAAAUCUCAACAGCUUGGAUUAAACCGCUCGUUUAACCCUUUGAA